Messenger RNA from Psylliodes chrysocephalus, 1691 nucleotides. NCBI's taxonomy places the organism in Eukaryota, Metazoa, Arthropoda, Insecta, Coleoptera, Chrysomelidae. The record is from the annotation of a GenBank genome assembly.
CCCGGAUUGGUCCGGAAAUGGUUAAUUAGGGUUGUUCUCGUGUUUUCAGUAAAUGCAGCUUCAGAUUACAGUUUUUAUUUUGUUAUGUAACCAUUGUUAACGUAUUUUUGAACUUCGCUCAACAAGACAAACUACUAUAUUUAAUCAAUAUUUAUCAGCUAAAAUUACUGAAAAAUAAAAUAGGCAAAAUGGCAACAACUGAGCAAUUUUCUUUACGUUGGAAUAAUUUUCAUUCAAACAUGACUACAGGAUUUCACGAACUUCUAGAAGCUGCUGAAAUGGUUGAUGUAACUUUAGCUGUUGAUGGACAUUUUUUACAGGCACAUAAAAUAGUUCUUUCUAUAUGCAGCCCUUAUUUCAAACAAAUGUUUAAAGUAAACCCUUGUAAGCAUCCUAUUGUGAUAUUAAAAGACGUCGGACAUGAAAAUAUGAAAGAUAUUCUAGAAUUUAUGUAUAUGGGAGAAGUUAGUGUCCUUAGGGACAAUUUGACUCAAUUUCUUAGGACUGCCGAGCUCCUUCAAGUUAAAGGAUUGACUGGCGAUGACUCUAGUGAAGAUGCCUCUUCUUCAAAUGAUGUUAAAGGAGAACAUGACAAUGAAGAUGAGAAUGAAAUAUAUAAUCAGCUAAUUGAGACUGAUUUGGAAAUGCCUCCAUAUUCACACCCUUCCCCCCCAACAGCAGUUCAUGGAAAAAGAACAAAAAAUACUACCAAUGGAAGUACAAAUAAUAAAAGAUCAAAAGUUGAGAAUCAUCCCUCUCAAACUAAACCUUUGAAAAGUGAAUAUGAUCCAGUACAAUCAAAAAUAGAAACAAACAAUACUAAUCAGCAGUCAGUAAAUGAUAAUAUACUCAAUUCAAUGAAGGCCAAUUCUGAAAUAGACGACACUAAGGAUCCAAUUAAUAUCAAGACUGUAUGGGAUACCAAUUUUAGUACUACAUCUACUGAACUUUUGAAUUCUUCAGAUCAAGCCGGUCACUUGCAACAAGAGUUUCGAGCAGCACAGUACCGUGGUCUGCCAUUGCCGAUUCUCUGGAUUGUGGAUUACUUUGUGAUUGAUGGCGAAGGACAAAGAUAUGGAAGAUUUUAUAGAACUGCCGGAUGGUAUACGCAUAUUUUAAUGUGGACUGCUUUUCCUUGUUGGUUAUUAGCCGUUAUUUUAUUUAAAUCGGUUAUAUCGUACGGCGCAUAUUGUCUUGGAAUAUGUGGCGGACUUCAGUUACUUGGAAAUCUCAUUUAUUUUGUAAUUCAAAAUCCCAUACCAUUGUCGAUACCUUUUGAAAAUCAGACUCUUACAACCAAAUUUGGUUUCAACUACUGGUGCACGUUUGUACUGGGAUUAAUAUGUGUCAUACUAUCUGCAGUUAUACUGUUUAUGGAUUACAAAUACGAUCAACAGCUAUACGAUUUCUUUGGAGUUAAUCCAUUGCACAGUUACGAUGAAGUAGUCUACUUGACUAAAGAAGAAAGAAUGCUGUUAAGGAGACAUAAAUCUGCCCCAGCUAACGAUAUUCCAUUGGUUGAAAUGGAAGAAGGGCCAUCAAAAGACGAAGACCAGGAUGAUGAAGAUAUUGAUUACGUACCCGUGUAUCUAAAAAGAAAAACGAUUGUGCUGGCUCCCAAAGUUAAUCGGUCCAUUAAGCCAAAAAGACAUCAAGUUCCUUUAGCCCCACCGGUUGCGGUGGACACUUGA